This is a messenger RNA of Cynocephalus volans (Philippine flying lemur), 4522 nucleotides long. RefSeq names its product zinc finger protein 841-like. The record is from RefSeq and is a predicted model, not a curated record. Gene Ontology annotation, biological process: regulation of DNA-templated transcription. NCBI's taxonomy places the organism in Eukaryota, Metazoa, Chordata, Mammalia, Dermoptera, Cynocephalidae. Bases 62 to 2794 code for a protein of 910 amino acids. The transcript is spliced from 5 exons.
CCCGGAAGCGGGUCACCCGCAGCGAAGGUCGCACCGUAGCGCGAUUGACUUCUAAAGUCUCAUGUUACCUGUGGAAGAAACCCGGAAGAGGAGGAGGAGAAAAGAAAAGGAGUCAGGAAUGACUCCUACUCAGAGUCCUUUGACAUUCAGGGAUGUGGCAAUUGAAUUCUCUCAGGAGGAGUGGAAAUGCCUGGACCCUGCUCAGAGGGCUUUAUAUAAGAACGUGAUGUUGGAGAACUACAGGAACCUAGUCUCCCUGGCAGGAAUCUUUCUUCCUGACCUGAGUGUUAUCUCCAUGUUGGAGCAAGGGAAAGAGCCCUGGAGUAUGGAGACCAAAGUGGAAAUAGCAAGAAAACCUAAAGGGUGGGAAUGGAUCAAAGGUGUGAACACAGAUAUCAUUUCUAAAUGUGUGAUCAGAGAAUUACCACCAACAGAAAAGAGUAGUACAGAAGAAAUAUUUCAAGCAAUGAUGUUGGAAAGAUAUGAAAGUCAUGAUAGAGAACAUUUUUCCUUCAGUGAAGUUAAGAAAAAUAUAUGUGACUUUGAGUUUCACUGGAGAGAUGAUAAAAGGAAUUAUAAGGGAGUCCCGAUGACCUAUCAAAAAAAUCUCACUGUUAGAAGAUAUCAACAUGGUGGAGUGGAUGCAGGAAACAAGCCUCUUGAAAAUAGGCUUGGAUUAAGCUUUCAGUCACAUCUGGCUGAAUUGCAGAAAUUUCAGACUGAAGGGAAAAUUUAUGAAUGUAAUCUAAUUGAGAAGACAGUCAACAGUGGUUCCUCAGUUUCACCACUCGAAAGAAUUCUUCCUAGUGUUCACACUAUUUCUAAUAAAUAUGGGAAUGAUUUUAUGCAUUCUUUAUUACUCACACAAGUCCAUAAACAGCACAUUAGGGAAAAACCUUACAAAUGUAAUGAAUGUGGCAAAGCCUUUAAUUUGUCUUCAAGCCUUACUAACCAUAAGGUAAUACAUACUGUAGAGAAACCUUACAAAUGUAAUGAGUGUGGCAAAGGCUUUAAUCGGGCUUCACUCCUCAGUGUACAUCAGAUAAUCCAUACAGGAAAGAAACCAUAUCAAUGUGAUGUAUGUGGUAAGGUCUUCAGUCAAAAUUCACAUCUUGCAACUCACCGGAGAAUUCAUACUGGAGAGAAACCAUACAAAUGUAAUGAGUGUGGCAAGGCCUUUAUUCAAAGUUCCAAUCUUGCAAUUCAUCAGAAAACUCAUACUGGAGAAAAACCUUACAAAUGUAAUGAGUGUGGCAAAGCCUUUAAGCGGGCUUCAUUUCUCACUGCACAUCAGAUAACCCAUACUGGAGAGAAACCAUAUCAAUGUGAUGUAUGUGGCAAGGUCUUCAGUCAAAAUUCACAUCUUGCAACUCAUCGGAGAACUCAUACUGGAGAGAAACCAUAUAAAUGUAAUGAGUGUGGCAAGGUCUUUAGUCAAAAUUCACACCUUGCAAAUCAUCAUAAAACUCAUACUGGAGAGAAACCUUACAGAUGUAACGAGUGUGGCAAAGCCUUUAAUCUUAGCUCAUUACUCAGUAGACAUCAGAUAGUCCAUACUAGAGAGAAACCAUAUAAAUGUGAUGUAUGUAGCAAGGUCUUUAGUUCAAAUUCAAGUCUUGCUGUUCAUCAGAGAAUUCAUACUGGAGAGAAACCUUACAAAUGUAAUGAAUGUGGCAAAGCCUUUAUUCAAAGUUCCCACCUUGCAAAUCAUCGGAGCAUUCAUACAGGAGAAAAACCUCACAAAUGUAAUGUUUGUGGCAAAACUUUUAAUUGGUUCUCACUCCUCACUAUACAUCAGAUAAUACAUACUGGAGAAAAACCAUAUAAGUGUGAUAUUUGUGACAAGGUCUUCAAUUACAGUGCAAACCUUUCAAUUCACCGGAGAAUUCAUACUGGAGAGAAACCCUUCAAAUGUAAUGAAUGUGGCAGGGUCUUCAGUUACUACUCAUGCCUUGCACGUCAUCGGAGAAUUCAUACUGGAGAGAAACCUUACAAAUGUAAUGAGUGUGGCAAAGCCUUUAGUGAGCGUUCAAGCCUUACUAAGCAUCAGAUAAUCCAUACUGGAGAGAAAGCUUAUAAAUGUAAUGAAUUUGGCAAGGCAAUUAUCCAUAGUUCAAAACUUGUAAAACAUCAAAAAAAUCCUAUUGGGGAGAAGCUACACAAAUGUAAUGAUUGUGGUAAAACUUUUCUUCAUAGGGCAAGCCUGGUGUACCACCACAGAAGUCAUACUGGAGAGAAGCCAUACAAAUGUAAUGAAUGUGGCAAAGUCUUCAAUUCCAGUUCAAUCCUUGCAAGUCAUCGUAGAAUUCAUACUGGAGAGAAACCUUACAAAUGCAAUGAAUGUGGCAAGGUCUUUAGUCACCGCUCACCUCUAGCACGUCAUCGGAGUAUUCAUACUGGAGAGAAACCUUACAAAUGUAAUGAGUGUGGUAAAGCCUUUAGAGUGCGUUCAAUCCUGACUAAUCAUCAGUUAACCCAUACUGGAGAAAAACCUUAUAAAUGUAAUGAAUGUGGUAAAACUUUUAUCCAGAAGUCAAGGCUGGCAUGCCAUCAGAGAAGUCAUACUGGAGAGAAGCCAUUCAGAUGUAUUGAAUGUGGCAAGGCCUUUGGGCUGUGGUCCUCCCUCAGGAGACACCAAAGAAUUCAUUCUGGAGAGAAACUUUACAAAUGUAAUCAAUGUGGCAAAUCCUUUUUUCACCAUUCAGACCUCACUAAACAUCAGAAAAAACAUACUGGAAAGAACGAUGCAUAUAUACUAAAUGUGGCAAGACCUUUAGACAUUCUCCUUAACUAGCUUCACCAAAUAAUUGAUACUUGCAUAUGCAGUGAGUAUAGCAAAGUUUUAAACUAGUGCUUACUACUAACUAGACAUAAGAAUAUACAUCCUGGACAGAAACCACAAACAUAUAAUGUGGCAAGAAUUUUACCUAAAGGUCAAAACUUGUGGAUCUACAGGGAAUUCAACGUGGAGAGACACUUUACAAAUGAAUGAAUUUGACAAAUCCUUUACCAGAGUUCAAUCAUUGCUCCACAAAAGAGAGAAUUAACUACUGAGGAGAACUGAAAUGUACGUGGCAGUGGCUUUACCCAGGCAUCACAACUCAUUAGACUUCAGAAUAUACAUCUUUGAGAGAAACCACACAAAUGUAUUGUGCCUGCUAUGCUUUAACCCAGAGAUCAAAAGUGAAACAUUAGAGCAUUCAUACUGGAGAGGAACCUUACAAAAGUAAUUUGGUAAGGCUUUUUAUCAAAUGUUCAUGCCUUUAGGGUCAUGAGAGAAUAUACAGGAGAGAAAACAUACGUACGUGCUGAACGAGGAAUGGCCUUUAAGCAACAUUGUGUCCUCAGGCAUCACCAAAGUAUUCAUACUGGAAAGGAUCCUCACAAAUGUAAUGAAUGUGGGAAACUUUUUAAUCCUCACAGUGCACUACACAUCAGAGAAAUCAUAUAAGGGAUACUAAGUCUACUUCAGCAUUGACCUGAAAUACUACAUACUGCAGAAUUACUACAAGUUAAAGUUCAUGACUAUGUGUAUCAAAGGAGCAAGAUUGUGUGUAGAAAUGGCCAGUUAUCUUUAUAAUAUACUGUGUUAAAUUAUUUGAGGUUUCUUGAAAGUAUACCUUCCUAUUUAUGACUCUCAGUCUGACCUUGAAAUCUAUUGAUAGGCCUUUCUUAUGGGCAUUUCAUUGUGGUCUCUGGGAAGGGAUCAAGAUGAGAGGGCCUACUUUCUUUGGUGUGGUUCCUUUGUGUUCAUGUUCCCUGUAAGAUCAGUAUGUUGUAUUUUAGAAUUCAAUAUUGUGUGAAUUAAAGAGGAUUUGGGGUGGGGGGUAUGGAGAAUGAUGUAAAUUUUAUUAUGUAAGUCUUCAUGCUUCUUGUGUUUGGUGCCCUUUUCCACAUAGAGGGCCACUUUGGGUUAUAGGAAACAAUUGUCCAAUCAACUGACCAUGAAACAGAGCAGGCUAAGACAUUAAUAGACUCGGGUUUUCAUGGGAGGAGAGUGAUAGGUUACUAGAGAUUGAUUACAUGGUAGAAAUAAUGCAGGGGAAAUGCUGGUCCCCUUCACUGAAUGACAGUAGCUGUUCUAUUUCAAAGGUUAAUGAAAAAUUAGUUUUGAGAAAUUAGAGAACAGUUAGGAGAGUUUAAUCAAAAUGGCCAGAGUAGCAUGUUCAUGAUUGAGGUUUACAUUGAACCACUGGCAUUUCAUUUUUUUACUGUUUUGUUCAGAAUGUAUCAUAGGUCCUGUGGUUUAACUAAUAAAAUUUAAUCACUUUUUCAUAACUCAAUGGAGCAUGUUUAUUUUACCAACACAUUUUCAUUCCUUCUCCACAGGGUACUUCAUAAUAGAUACUAUUAGGCUCUCAUGGUUGAAAUAAUCUGUAACAAUUUUUUUCCAUGGUGGAAUCAAUAUACUUUUGGCAAAUAUAUGCACCUGAGAUAUUCUGCCUACACUCUGCCCCAGGAUAUUUAUGUGGCUAUAAUAAAAGUGCUGUAGAAGUGCAGUUUCAGACUGAGCUCAUAAAAC